UGCGCUCUUCCUAGCAACCGAGCGCCCGCGGCAAAAUGGCGGCCGACGGCAAGAGUGAAGAAAUGGUGGUGUCGCGCGCCCACCGGGCGCAUAUUCCCAAGCGCCACCCCCCGCUUGAGUCGGCCCAUUGUGCUCGUAGCCGAGUGACGGCGAGCGGACACAAGAUGCGAUUGUUCCCCCGCCGCCGGAGAAGAUGCGGCUGGGUCGCGCCCCGCGCCAUCGCCGGCCGGCCGACCGACCGGCCGGCGCACCCGAGGAGGAGCACAAGUGGCGCAAAGUGGCUCUGGAGUCACUCCGCUCUGUCGCGGGAACCUAGCCGACCCACUUGGAGGAGGUGUACGUCGCUGGCUAGCAUGUCGUUCAAAUCCCUCAAGGACUUUGGCGUUUCGGCCGAACGUCUGGGCUCCAUCUGUAAGAGGUGGAUGGCUCGCGUCCAAAGCAACGGCAUGAAGAUGAACGGGUCGUCGGAACACUUGGAUCAGCCGGACCCGGACUCCAUCAAGAUGUUUGUGGGGCAGAUCCCUCGCUCCUGGUCAGAAACGGAACUCAAGGAGCUUUUUGAGCCUUUUGGAGCCGUGCACCAGAUCAACAUCCUCCGCGAUCGCACGCAGAACCCCCCUCAGAGCAAAGGAUGCUGUUUUGUAACUUUUUAUACAAGAAAAGCUGCGCUGGAUGCCCAGAACGCCCUGCACAACAUCAAGACCUUAAGUGGGAUGCAUCAUCCCAUCCAGAUGAAACCAGCCGACAGUGAGAAAACCAGCGCCGUGGAAGACCGAAAACUCUUCAUCGGAAUGGUUUCCAAGAAAUACGGCGAGAACGAGGUCAGGAUGAUGUUCUCGUCCUUCGGCCAGCUGGAGGAGUGCCGGAUCCUGCGCGGACCCGACGGGCAGAGCCGAGGCUGUGCGUUUGUCACAUUUGCUACCAGGGCAAUGGCACAGAAUGCAAUCAAAACCAUGCAUCACUCUCAGACUAUGGAGGGCUGCUCUUCGCCUCUGGUGGUGAAGUUUGCCGACACGCAGCGGGAUAAGGAGCAGCGUCGUCUGCAGCAGCAACUGGUGCAGCAGAUCCAGCAGCUCAACAGCGCCUCCACAUGGGGGAACCUGGCCGGCUUGGGCAGCCUCACGCCUCAAUACCUGGCCCUCCUGCAGCAGGCGGCUUCCACAAGCAACCAGAGCAGCUUCAACAGCAUGCAGCGGCUCGGGGUGAACCCUCUCCAGCUGCAGAAUUUGGCCACAUUAGCCGCGGCGGCCGCCGCCGCGCAGAGUUCUGCCAGUCCCACCUCGGCCGCCGGCCUGUCGGCCGCCACCGGUGCACUCGGAGCUCUUGCCAGCCCAGCCGGCUCGACGGCGGGUUCCGGUGCCAGCGCCGCCGCCGCCAUGAACACGUUGGCGUCUCUGGGUACAUUGCAGGGUCUCACCGGGGCCUCGGUCGGCCUCGGCAACCUCGGCAACCUCAACGCUCUCGCCGGCGGCGGCAUGGGGGCCCUGAACGGCGGCCUGGGCUCGUCCAUGGCCAACGGCUCGGCGGCCACGUCCAUGGACGCGCUGAGCCAGGCCUACUCGGGGAUGCAGCAGUACGCCGCCUCGGCCCUGCCCUCGCUCUACCCCCAGCCGCUCCUGCAGCAGAGCAUCCCCGGCCACCAGAAGGAAGGGCCCGAGGGCGCCAACCUCUUCAUCUACCACCUGCCGCAGGAGUUUGGCGACCAGGACCUUCUGCAAAUGUUCAUGCCCUUUGGGAACGUGGUUUCGGCCAAAGUCUUCAUCGACAAACAGACCAAUUUGAGCAAGUGCUUUGGCUUCGUCAGCUACGACAAUCCCGUCUCUGCGCAAGCUGCCAUCCAGGCCAUGAACGGCUUCCAGAUUGGAAUGAAGCGGCUGAAGGUUCAGCUGAAGCGUUCCAAGAACGACAGCAAGCCCUACUGAUCGCCCCGCCCUGCCCCCACCCCUCCCCCCCCUCCCCAGCUCCAAUGCUAGCAAUGCCAGGAAGCAAUCUCCAUGCCUGUUUGCUCAUCAUUAGCCUAGCAUGUCUUGAUGAUGUUGAAAGGCGCGUUCCCCGCUGGCCUCCUCAUCCUUCACCACCGCCGCCACCACCGCCACCACCACCACCUAGCCACCAUUGUCUGUGAUGUCUGUGUAAAGCUCGUCUGGCCCCGCCCAUUUAGUUCAACCUGACUCGUUGCUGCAUGCAUGUUCAUCAUUUGUUGUGUUGUGUUUUGUUUUGUAUAAAAAUGUGACAGGAUGAUGGGAGAGAGAGUGGUCAAGCGAAAUUAAUGUGAAAACGUACCUGCGUUGAUUCUUUUUUUUUUUUUAAAAACCUGUGGGAUUUCUCCUUUGACUUUUUCUUUGCUUUCUUUUGAUAAUGUCUCUGGGUAAGGGCAAAUACAGGGAUUGGCACGCCGGCUGUGCUAUUUGGUGCCAUUAGCAAUAUGUUGAAGAAACGAAACCACUGACCAGAUACGUGUAAACCCCCGAAUGAGAGCUCAACAUUUAGCGGGCAGUGUGAAGCUUUUUCCUUUCUUUUUCCCCUCUUCCUUUCGUCUCCAUUUCAAAGGAAAUGUUGUUUUCAUUGACGCAACCUUUUUUAAAUUACCAAUGGCACAAUAAAAGGUACAUUUGCUCGGUUUGGAGAAAUGACUACCUACACGAGUCAACUUUUUUAGAACUGAUUCACAACUAGACAAUCUGUGGUUGAAAUGCACACUUAGAUUACCUAUAUUUUAUACCAUUGAAUCUAUAGAGGUCGAACUAACGGAACCCAGACAAAAAUGUCGGGGUUUUUUCUAGAUUUAUGUUGUUGUCAUCUGUGUUGGGAAAAGGGGGGCGGGCGGCUGUAUGUAGUGUUUCAAAAUCCCCUUCAUUUCUGCUAAAUGGAAGCCACACUUGAAGUUGAAAGUUCCUCUGCAUGCGUAAGAAUUUGUCUAGGACGACACGGUACGUCUUGCUCAUUUGUUUUGGGUUGCUGUUUUUGGAUGCAAUGUUUGUUAAUCACGCAGAUGCCGCACAGUUAUGUUGUUUUCUUGUCCAAGUGGCCACGUGUCAAAAGUUUGGAAGGUGCGCAGCACAGUGGAGUUUUCUUUGCGUGCAAAGAUGGCUCCAUCACGGAUGCGGGAGCCCCUGAAGACGAGACCGCUCGGACAAGCUUCUUGUCGCUUUCAAUGGCCACGGCGGCGGGUGGACGGUGUUGGUUUACAAAUACAUUCCACUGUUUCCACACAAAGUUUACACUUGCCUGAACGGCAUCCUUCUUUUAUUGUACCGCGGCAGAACAAGCCCCCACGCCACGCCAUGCCACGCCACGCCACGCCCCCUCACCAAUGAGUUGCCAACUCAGGGUUUUUCUUUGGUGCGUGAGAAACAAAUUGUCACAUGUACAGCUUCUUCUUGUUUUCCUUUUUCUUUUUGUCACCUUGUGUCCAGGCAAGCCUAAAACGAACAAGCCCCCUUCCUCAAAACAUGUCAUCUGGAGCUAAGCACAACAAGUACGGGAGGGAGCUUUUCCUUGUUGAGGGCGGCCAAGAAGUAGUGCAACGUGCGUGUGUGGACCGACCCCAAGAGUUCCUUUUUGAAUGCUUUUUACAACAGUGUUUUUUCUAUCUCUAUUUAAUGCAAUACAAUAAUGAAAGUGCCAUACACGUCUAGAAAACUGCCUACACAUCCUUAUCGGGCCUUGGUUAGAUUGCUGCACUUUGCCUUUUUUCUGUCACUCGCCAACCCCCAAGGAAAUUCUGCGUAUGGUGUCGUCUGUAGGUGAAACAACCUCCCCCCCCCCCCUCCCCCCAAUUAUAUAUUCUUAGCUAGCAUAUAUUUGAAGGUGUGAGCGCAUGCACUGGAACACUUUGCCACACCGUGUGGACUUGAGUUGAUGUUUCCGAGAACCACUUUGUUAGUCAGGCAUUGUGCGUGCGCGUGUGUUAUAUAUAGAUACAUAUGUGUGCGUAGUGAAGUAUUUAGCGGACGAGACGAAAAAAAAGCACAAUGUACAGAACAAUGUACAGACAGGCUCACUUCAGGGGGUUCCAUCAGCGAAUUCCAGCUCCAACAAUCACUCCCUUGUUUGAAUUCUCAAGUGCUUUCUUUAGGGACACUCUUUCUUUCCAUUUGCAGAUGCACAAACAUAUGGGGGCGUUGCUUAAGCUUAAGGAGGAUGUAAUCGCCGUGGUCCUUCUUGUGUUUGUUUCCUUUUGUCUCCAUGAAAAGCCAAAGUGGGUGCAUCUUCUGUUUACUUUGUGAGUGAGGUUGGGAUUUGAAAAAGGAAAGGCAGAAAAGCAGGAGAAAAAACAAAAAGACAAAAAUCUGGGGGCGUACACGCACGCACGCACGCACGCACACAGGCUAUUUUCCAAUUUCUACAACUGGUUGUUCACAAUGUCUUUUGUACCAGUGACGCUUUUUAUAUUGGAAAUUAAAAGAAAUGAUGGCAAUUGUCUGGCCUCUCAAUGUGGCCUCCGGUUUUGCUUGCUAUUACGUUCAUCAUUGUGUGUCUUUCAAAGAAAACAAAAAAUGGCCUGCUUUUGACUUUACUCUUACUGGAAUAAGUCUUUUUUUUUUUUUUUUUUUUUUUUUCUUUCCUCUAAAUGGUGGUAAGUUUCAUGUUAGUGCUUGUGCUGUCAUCUGGAUUUUUCACAACGUGAGCAGAUCAAUUGUCUUAGUUUAAGAGUUAUCUGUUUAGUUUGAGCCUUGCUUUUACCUUUUUAACGACAAACUGUGUAGAUUCUUUAUUUGGUGUGUUUUUUGUUGAUUUCCCUUCCCCCAUAGCAGAGUACAUAGACGGAAAACUCUGUUCUUGGUCGAUGUUUGUUCAUAUGUGGUGUGUUUCUUUGCCUUUGUCUCCAGAUUAAACCAUUUACCCUAAUAUGGA
Messenger RNA from Syngnathus typhle (broad-nosed pipefish), 4857 nucleotides. Its product is annotated as CUGBP Elav-like family member 2. The transcript has 14 exons. NCBI's taxonomy places the organism in Eukaryota, Metazoa, Chordata, Actinopteri, Syngnathiformes, Syngnathidae. Gene Ontology annotation, molecular function: mRNA 3'-UTR binding. Gene Ontology annotation, cellular component: ribonucleoprotein complex; cytoplasm; nucleus. The record is from RefSeq and is a predicted model, not a curated record. Bases 36 to 1922 code for a protein of 628 amino acids. Gene Ontology annotation, biological process: mRNA splice site recognition; regulation of alternative mRNA splicing, via spliceosome.